GUUAACACAUACGCGAUGAACUUCGUUGUUCCUGUACCCGCAAGCAUCGCAGACCUCGAUUUCUCCUGGCAGAGCCUUGCUGGACACCCGUUGCCUUACUCAAUGGAGUUGGAUUACGACGUGGUAGGUGUUCCAGGCGGUGUUUCUGGUGAAAUGAUGGCUUCGCUUACUCCUAAAGUAAAUGUGUCGAGCAAGGGGGAGGUUCCAGUCAUCUUGCAAGUAUUCAGGAUCAGACUGCCGUGCUCGGGUCACAUGAGCGCUGAAAUUCCUAUGUCCUUGAGGUUAAACGUCACUGCCCCGCCUGCCACUAAAUACAACGAUACGAUUUUAGUUUUCAAGAGAAACAAGUUUUGCUUCAAAGGAGUGCAAGCACCUCCAAGAAAUGAUUCGGUUCGCCUGGAGCCAGGACCUCUGGUAAACGGAGCUGGAGCAUUUUACGUUGCUGCAACAUGUUCGUGCGCCUUACUAUUAGUCGUCGGCAGCAUAGCGAGUGCCUUGUAUAUUCGCAACAGCAAGGCUCGUAUACAAGAAUCGCAGAACACACUGCCCUGCUGCAGCUAUUCAGCGGCAGACACCGGUGGCUUGGCCAGAAGUUCUGUCCUGGUUAGGGUCGACCCACGACCCGGAAGCGCGAAUUCCGGAAGUUACGCAACCAUUGCCGACCUGGAGCCACUCUAUGCGAGACCUUGCGGUUCCAGAGCAAGUUACUACGCUUCCAGCCAUGUGACGCAUCUGAGCCAGACGACCGAUCCGUGCGAGAAAGCUAGGGCGCUUUCCGUGUCAAGAGCCGCGUUGUAUUGUUGCAAUCUUGUGCAAGAGGGCACCUUUGGUCGUGUCUACAAAGGCACUUUGGAACUGGCUGAUCGUGAACAGGAAGUAAUUAUUAAAACAGUCACAGAAGUGGCAUCGACAUAUCAGGCUUCUUUACUGGUGGUGGAGGGCUCGCAGCUGGCAGGAUUAGUGCAUACAAACAUAACCUCGCUUACAGCCGCUUGCCUGGAUAGUUCUUGUCCGUUAUUGGCAUACGCGAGUGCGCCGGGCGAGUUAAAUUUGAAACUGUACCUUACCGACGGGAAUCAUCAUCCUGUGACGAGGGACUUGGUGCACGUUGGUGCACAGGUUGCCAGGGCAGGAGCGUUCUUGCAUGGUCGAGGGCUCUUGCACAGGGACAUUGCUACGAGAAACUGCCUGAUCGAGCCAAGCAAUCUUCGCGUGCGAUUAGCUGAUACUGCUUUGGCGCGAGAUCUCUUCCCCCAGGAUUAUCAUUGUCUCGGCGAUAACGAGAACAGACCCAUUCGUUGGAUGGCCUUGGAGACACUCCAGCACAAUCAGUAUAGCACUGCGACGGACGUGUGGUCAUUCGGAGUGUUCCUGUGGGAGUUGGUGACGAUGGGCCAGCAGCCGUAUAUCGAGGUGGACCCAUUCGAGAUGAUGGCUUGUCUCCGAGAUGGCUACCGACUGGCCCAACCGCGACCAUGUCCCGACGAACUUUUCGCCGUGAUGGCUGUCUGUUGGCUGGGUCUGCCUAGGGACCGGCCGACCAUGCCGCAACUUCUCGCAUAUUUGCAAGACUUUCACGACGCCCUUGGCGGCUUCAUUUAA
Habropoda laboriosa is the source of this 1602-nucleotide messenger RNA. RefSeq names its product tyrosine-protein kinase Dnt-like. The record is from RefSeq and is a predicted model, not a curated record. Gene Ontology annotation, biological process: axonogenesis; positive regulation of kinase activity; protein phosphorylation. Gene Ontology annotation, cellular component: signaling receptor complex. The coding region runs from base 16 to 1602 and encodes 528 amino acids. The transcript has 8 exons. Gene Ontology annotation, molecular function: ATP binding; protein tyrosine kinase activity. NCBI's taxonomy places the organism in Eukaryota, Metazoa, Arthropoda, Insecta, Hymenoptera, Apidae.